AUGCACAGUGAUGAAGAAGAAGAACCAUUAUUCCCUGUAGAAGAAGAGGUGACUCCUGUUGAUCCUACUAAGAUGGAAGUUAAGUAUGCUUUUAAUAACAAGAGUGCUUAUAAGAAACAUCUUAGGGGUUACUGUGUAAAACAUAAUUAUCAGUAUACGGUCUAUAAGAGUGACAAAACAAUAUUAAGAGUGAGAUGUAGGUUUAGGGAAGAGUAUGGCUAUCCUGAGUUCGUAAAAGAUGUGGUACAUGAGAAGUUAAAGCAGACAGCUGGGGCCUUAAUUCCAAAGCCUAAACACAUUGCAAGAGACUUUUUUGUAACUCAUAACAUCAAUAUACCUUAUAUUUGUGCAUGGAAGGCUAGAAAUCUUCUUUUAGAAGAUCUGUUUGGUAAUUAUGAAGACAGCUACAAGGAUGUACCCAUCUUUUGUGCAAUGGUGGCUCAUACUAAUCCAGGGUCUGUUGCUAAAUACACUUAUGGGAAAAGAGAUAAGACAUUCAUGAGCAUGACUAUUUCAUUUGCUGCACCAAUGAGAGGAUUUCAGAAAGCUUGCAGGGGAGUCAUAGGUUUAGAUGCAUGCCAUCUAACUAGCAAGCGUGGUGGUGUUCUAAUGGAUGCAACAGCAAUUGAUGGUAAGAAUUCUCUGGUGCCUUUAGGCAUUAAGGUGGCUAAAAGUGAAACCAAGGAGAGCUGGACUGGGUUCCUCAAGGAUUUGGCUCCAGCAAUCAAUGCACAUCAUGCUGGUAGAAUUACCUUUAUUUCUGAUAGGCAAAAAGGGUUGUUGGAAUCUGUUCCAAAGGUUUUCCCUGGUGCAAGAGUUAGAUAUUGCUUCAGGCACUUGUACAAGAACUUCAAGAAGUACCACAAGGCACCAACCUUGCACAACUUAUUGUGGAAUGCAUGCAAAGCUUACAAAGUGAUGCAUUUUCAGGUUUGUGCCUCUCUUUUUUAA
This is a messenger RNA of Papaver somniferum (opium poppy), 951 nucleotides long. RefSeq lists its product as uncharacterized. The coding region runs from base 1 to 951 and encodes 316 amino acids. Gene Ontology annotation, biological process: DNA transposition. The transcript has 3 exons. The record is from RefSeq and is a predicted model, not a curated record. Gene Ontology annotation, molecular function: DNA binding; transposase activity. NCBI's taxonomy places the organism in Eukaryota, Viridiplantae, Streptophyta, Magnoliopsida, Ranunculales, Papaveraceae.